UACAGGCAAUGUACUAGAAACAGAGAAACACGUUUGACGGAGCUAAAUUGCUGUUUUCAAAUCAUUUGCCACUUUCGCGGUACCUCAAAAGACAGAUAGCUAUGGACAUCCUGAAGGGGAGCCUGGAAGAGAUCUCAAGGCCAGCGUCCAGUGCCAGGUCUCGGCCGGGCAGUCGUGCCUCUAAUAUGUUAGUGCAGGACAGACUGAGGGUCAGCGUUGCUUGCUCGGGCUCUCUUGAGGUUCUUACCGCUGAAUCAGGAGGAUCGCAGGAUCGUUCUUCUGAUUUGGAGGACCUCUUCUGUCCCCCUGGAUCUUCGGCUGACUUUUCUGGGGAUGAACUGAGUUGUGAGUCUGAGGGAGCUAAUCCUAUCAGCACACAGAAAACAGAACCCCCCAAGAGACAACUGCACUUGUUAUCUGAAGAGAAAGUCAGCUGUAUUUUACAAGGUGUGCAGAAUCCCAGUUCAAACACAGAACACAAUUCCAGCUCAGCCGACUCGCAAGACAACAAUGAAAUCAAAGGCAGUGGUUCUUCAAAACCCGACGGAUCGGAUGAAGAAAAUAAAGACCCUCGGCUGCAAGAAGCCAUUCAGAAAAUGAAAAAGCUAGACAAAAUACUGGCUUCUAAAGUGUCCAGAGAGAGAGAAAUAAAGAAACAAGGGAAAGAACUGAGGAUACAAUUAUGGGAAGAACUGCAGAGUACAAAGCAUGAAGGGCUUUUGGAGAGUCAUGAUGAACUUGAAAACACCAGGAGGUUUCUGUCUUUGACUCCUACUUAUGCCUCUGCUGCCAUUGAAGAUGUGCAUUUUGUACCUCUAUUUGACACCCAAAUUCCUGCUGAAGAAUAUAAGAGUGAUUUCAGUCAGACUGAGGAAGAUGAUCAGAGUGAAAGCACCAAUACGUCAAAGACAAGUCGAGACCCAGACCAAACAGAUCAAUCAGCCAGCAGACAACGUGGAGUUAACAAGAGCAAGAAAAAACAAGACUUUGUGAAGAAAAACAUUGAGUUGGCUAAGGAUGCUGGGAAUGCAGUGCUCAUGACAGAUGAUGAGAAGAGAAGGCUGGCAGAACUACUGAAAGACAUUGGCGAGGAUGGAAGCACCAGUCUUCCAAGCGAUGAGGGCAAUCCGUCUCAGUGGGCUGUCUCCCUGACUCCAGGAGAAGGAUACACACCAGAACCCAGUGAACUGCAUCAUCUGACUGAAAUCGACUCCAAGCUUCAAGCUCUCCUGUCUGCGGAGGACUACUCGGCUCUGCACAGCCCUUACUCCAGCUGCAGGCAGCUUCAGGAGUGCUUGGCCAAUUCAGACAGUAAGGAGACGCUGCCAGGAGAGAAGGUCCUGCUGGACACAAAGGAGAGUAGAGGGUACGAGACGAGACUGAGAGAGAUUGAGCAACAGCUGGGACAUCUGGACACAGAACUACAGAGUGCUUUGGAAAGACCAUCUUUAACUGAAAACCAGUUAAAAAGCCUGUUGGAGGAAUGCAUGCAAGCACAGAACAGAACUGGCAGUGUAAGUCUAACAGAAGAUCCAUCCACAAGACCUCAGUCCAGUGCAUCAAGUGUCUCCUGUCUCGUAGUGCCUGCGACCCCGUCUACAGUGCACAGUACACCAAGGCUUGUGUCUGCAACCCCCUCUACAGUACACAGCACACCAAGGCUCUCUGACUCCAUGCUCUCUCUGCUGCUGGAGGAGGCAAGUUGGUCUAGGACUUCCACAGCCCGAGAGAGAGAGCAGAACGGGGAGAGGGGAGCAGAGCACCUGCAGGAUGGGAGCAGCCUGUCCGAGAAACUGCUGACAGAGUUAGAGGAGAAGGAGGCUGGCAGUGCUGCUGCUGAUGGCUCCUACAUGGCCCAAGCUCUCCAGAGAACAGGAGUGAAGAGGCCUGCUUUCCUGGACGGCCCGUCAUACACCAGCAGUGACUCUGUAGACAGACCGACAGAUGGAGCAGACAUUUCAGCCGAGACAGGUGCUGAAACAGAAGGUGGUCCAGCUUAACUAAUCUCUUGUUUGACGGCUGUGGAACCAGUCAUAUUCCUGCACUGUGUUCCAGUCAGUCUUAAAUAUAAACAAAUGUAAAUAAAAUAGUAAUCUUUGCUUAAUCUGUAUCUACGUUACUGACAAAAAGAAACAAUUAUAAUGAUGCCAUUUUAACAUAACACAAAAGACAUUGACAAAGACUUAGCGUUGUUUGGUUUAUUUUUAUUACUACUGUUAUCAUGGUUGAGUCUUUAAAUGGCUUAUUAUAGCUAAUGACCCAAUUCCAAGUCUUACCUGUUGUGCACUUCGUUGCGCUAUACAGACUAUGGAAAAUAUGUAUUUCCUUUUAAAACACUAUACCUGGUACCAUACUAGGUGAAAGAAAUGUCUCAGUGUGUUGUUGCUUAUUGACAAGAAAGAUGGAGUUGAAAGUGGGGACAAUUUCACUCUGGAGGUGAAAUAACCUAGGAAGUGCAUGGUUACCUGAAAGUAAGGCAUGUAAACCAAUGCUUUCUGUAACCGGCUGUGGUCCCAGGCACCAUUUUUAAAAGACAUCUUUCAAAACUGCACGUGUGAGACCUAGGAUACUUAGUGAAUGGAAGUGCAUGAGAAGUAAAAACUACUUGUGUUUGAACCUGGAGUCUGGAGAAAAACAGAUUGUAUUUGUUAUGAGGUUAAAGCUUUGGUUAUACGGUUUUUAUAUUGAUGCUGCAAAAUAAAAAAAAAAUGUCCAGUGAUCUCCUCUCUUAAUGUAAUCCCUGAUGCGGGUGCUUUGCUGGAGUUUUUUGAAGAAUUGUUUUUUCGCUAGACCUGCGUGAUUAUUUGGAGUAAUGACUUGCUAAGGUAUGCAGAACUCUCUUGAUGCUCUUGAGAUAACAUCAUAGUGUGAAGUCUUCUGUAGAACUGUGCCCUAAUGAAGAACACACCUAUUUCGUGCUUUCAUUUUUUUUUUUAUAUAUCAACUGCUCAUAGAAUAGUUGCAUGCUUGUGUUUUCAGCUGGCAUUCAAAACAAGGUUUUCUCUCUACAUUGUAAUGUCUAUUAUAAAUGUAUUGCUGUUUUGUUAUGCUGCUUUUAUCUGUAUCCAAGACAAUGGUCAAAUAAAAUGUAUGCAUCGAUAAGCAAAUGAAAUAUUCGUAUUAAUUCUGCAUCACUAGUAGAGAUGAGCAAAAGUUUAAAAAUGUGAUUUUUUAAAUUAAAAUUCAAAGAUAAUAAUGUAUAUGUCUAGUAAUUCAUAAUAAUUCAAAGAAAAUGCCUAUCCCGUUUUCUUAUUCUAAUUUGCAGAUGGCCCUGUAAUCAUUUAUUCUGCCCGCUCUUUCUCAAUGAUUUAAAAAGCUCUCUGUAAGUGAGAACCAUCGCACAUCCACUCAGAUUUGUUAGGAAAGACAUGAUUUACAGAAGCAGAGUACAUUUGUAAAUGUUACCAUUCUAAUACAACAAAUGUUAACAAGAAUUAAGGAUUGCAAAAUGAUCAUUUACCAUACCUUACUGUGUUUUAAAUACAAAAUCCCUUUGUGAUUGACAGACAAACCAGAUCAGGUUUUCUGUUACAAACAUUACUUUGAUUAACCUGUUUGUUUUAACAUCCAGCGUCCUGAACUGCACCUUAGCUCUCAUAAAACGUCGUACAAGAGAAUAUAUAUGAUCUAUUUCAUUAAAAACUAACUUUACAUAUGGCUUGUCUUUUUUAAUUUAAUGAAGCAAUUAGUGCAAAGGGUCAGAAACCGUAACGGCACACCACACUGGUCUUUACAGCCUUACCCCUGUAACCUGAGUGAUCGUCAGAAGCCAAUCUCUGAGAUCCAGUUCACGGCAUCAAAGUAACAGGGUGGAGGCUGGGCACGAACCGGCAACUCUGCACACCGCGAGCAAGCGUCUUAACAACUGUGAUGCACUGCCCUUCCGGAUUGUGAGAUAAGGUUAAACGCUCAAUAAUCACGAAGGCAGGAGAGCCUGGCUCUUCUGCACAGUGGUUAAGACGCUUGCUUGUGGUGUGUGUGGUCGCAGGUUCGCUCCCAGGCCUCCGCCCUGUUACACAAGUCGUCCAUAACCUCACCCUAUUUUAAUGAUCUGCCUGGAAACAUAUUCAGGUCCACUACUGCAGAUCACAUGAAUUGAUCCCUGCUACUGCAUUACAGAUCAAUGAUAAUUGCUGUUUUGCUUUUGUUUGUGAUGAUCAGCUGCCAGUUACCACGUCUGAGAAUCACAACGUGUUUGAGUGCAAAAUCCCAGGAAACACCACGUAUCCACCUCGGCCCUGGCUUUGCGUUUGUUGGGAUUUACCUGUAACGAUCUCAUUUGUUCAUGACGCAGGGGAAUUACUUUUGAGAGAAUAUCAUCACUGUCUCAAUCUUCAAAAGUAUAAAUCUGCUUUCUUUUUGUAUUUCACCUUCAAUGUAUGUUUGGAAACCUUAAUAAAAAAAAAUCUGCUAAAAGACAAGCGACACCUCCAUAUAUCCCC
This is a messenger RNA of Acipenser ruthenus (sterlet), 4442 nucleotides long. Its product is annotated as fibrous sheath-interacting protein 1-like. The coding region runs from base 102 to 2000 and encodes 632 amino acids. NCBI's taxonomy places the organism in Eukaryota, Metazoa, Chordata, Actinopteri, Acipenseriformes, Acipenseridae. The record is from RefSeq and is a predicted model, not a curated record. The transcript is spliced from 13 exons.